Molecule: messenger RNA, 1532 nt
Organism: Harmonia axyridis
Lineage: Eukaryota; Metazoa; Arthropoda; Insecta; Coleoptera; Coccinellidae
Product: forkhead box protein O-like
Exons: 2
Coding region: 83-1249 (388 amino acids)
Biological process (GO): regulation of transcription by RNA polymerase II
Cellular component (GO): nucleus
Molecular function (GO): RNA polymerase II cis-regulatory region sequence-specific DNA binding; DNA-binding transcription factor activity, RNA polymerase II-specific
Source: RefSeq, a predicted model, not a curated record
UCGUGUAAGUGCGGACCUCAUAACCGAAGCAAUCACCUCAUCACCAGAUAAAAGGUUAACUUUGUCUCAAAUCUACGAGUGGAUGGUGCAGAAUGUACCUUACUUCAAGGACAAGGGUGACAGCAAUAGCUCAACAGGAUGGAAGAACUCCAUUCGCCACAACCUCAGUCUGCACAACAGGUUCAUGAGGGUGCAAAAUGAAGGUACUGGUAAAUCGUCUUGGUGGAUGAUCAAUCCUGAUGCUAAACCAGGAAAAUCGGUCAGGAGGAGAGCUGCCUCGAUGGAGACCAGUAAGUUUGAAAAAAGGAGAGGAAGAGUGAAAAAGAAGGUUGAGAUGCUCAGAAAGGGACGCGUGUUGCAUGACACUACACCUAGCCCUAGUUCGUCGAUUUCUGAAGGUUUAGAUAAAUUUCCAGAUUCGCCAAUUCAUGGUGGCUUUCAACAAAGCCCCGACUUCAGACCAAGAGCAUCUUCCAACACAUCAUCGUGCGGGAGACUGUCUCCAAUACCGUCUGUGGCUGAGUUGGAACCUGAAUGGGAGUCCCCCAGGUACAACAGCAACUACAGUCCUGAAUUGGCUGGCAACUACUCUCCCGACACGUUGGCUGGCAACUUGCAACAAGGAAUGAAAUUAGACUCGGACUACAUGGGAUACCUGAACGGACAUACACCAACACAACAGCCACCCCCGCCACCUCCGUACACAGCCCCCUUCGACAACUUCCCAGGAAGGACCCUACAUGCCGCAUCACCCUAUGGAAUCACGCAGUGUCCCAUCCACAGGACACAAAACUGCGUGUGUAUGUCGAUCAAAGUGGAGCGGAUGUCACCCACUGGAAUGUCGCCCUCCCACCCCCACUCAGAACCCUCUCCAGACCCCUUAGGCAGCCAAUAUAUGCUCAACAGAAACAUGCUACCUAGGCCGCCCUCUCCUAGUCCACCUCUGACACCUCAACCAACACAUACCGGCAUCGCAUCUACCAUGAUGGGCCAACUGAUGGGAGCCCUGAACCAGAAUCAGUUAGAUGACCUGAGCAUCAUGGAGCUCCAUGGCAGUUUUGAUUGCAACGUGGAAGAGCUCAUAAAGCAUGAGUUGAACAUGGACGGCAGCUUGGACUUCAACUUCCAGAACCAGCCCCAAGGAGCCCCUGAAAGCCAUCAGACAGUGUUACCAACAGGUCAAGCGAACGACCCACCACCUUACUCCGCCUCUGUGACGGCGGUUACGACGCCGUCUUGGGUACAUUAGCGACAAGAAGAAGGAUCGACAAAAUCUAGAGCUUGUUGAUGCGUAGCAGAGUUUAAGAAGAUACCUGUAGUCCAUCAGAUAUUUUAUCUGUUGAAAGAAAUGUAAGGAUGUAACGUUGUUAUGAUCUCGUGUUAUGCUCAUCAAUAAAUAUUAAUUGUUUGUACAGAAAUAUUCUAUAUUUGCUUACUUUUUUAUGUUCCGUAAGGGAGACUUGUUGAAAACGAAUGUAAUAUGUUAUGUUCACAUCUUUUAAUUCUCCUUUCACACUAGACUAUGAAAUUAU